Amphibalanus amphitrite is the source of this 1621-nucleotide messenger RNA. RefSeq lists its product as uncharacterized. The coding region runs from base 58 to 645 and encodes 195 amino acids. The transcript is spliced from 4 exons. The record is from RefSeq and is a predicted model, not a curated record. NCBI's taxonomy places the organism in Eukaryota, Metazoa, Arthropoda, Thecostraca, Balanomorpha, Balanidae.
CGGCCCGGCCCCAGUCGGCCGGUCACUCGGCCAGUCGCCGCCACCCGACGCUCCGCGAUGGCGCCUCUCCGCGCUCUGCUGACGGCCGCGCUGGUGGCCGCUGCCGCCGCUGCACCCUCGGAGGGCGGCGCACAGGGUCGCUACUUCCCCGGCCUGCCGACCCCGCUGGCGCCUUUCAUCGACUUCUAUGAGACGCACAUCGAGCCGGAGGACUUUGUGGUGCUGCGCGGGGUGUCUGGCACACUGGCCUUCGUCACGUUUGCGUUUCUGAUGCUGGCGGCCAACAUGGGCCUGCUGCCCCUGAACCCGGCCCAGCUGCGAGAGGACGACUUCGGCAAGUUCAAGCCGUUCGCCCCAGAGCACGUCAACAACGCCAUCUCUUACGACGAGGCUCGGUCCAUCAGCAACUUGAUUGACGAGGAGCCGCUGACGACGCGCCUUCCGAGCUGCGUGCCGCUGCUGCUCUGCUCCCUGGAGGUCCACGGCUGGACGCUGCCGCUGCAGUCCUCAGACAGUCUGCUGCAGAGGUGGAGGCGGCCGGAGCCGGAGGAGACCGACCCGCAGCGUCCGGCAGCAGCGUCCGGCGACCCGUGCCGCCGGUUCCGGGCAGUGUGUGCCGUGCCGCUGCUCUCCGACCAGCUCUGAACCCGCCGAGCAGACAGCGCAGCCAUACAGCCACAGCCACAGCGCAGCCAUAUAUCUUAGCCGUACAGUAAACACCCGGCCAUGCAGCGCAUCCAUACAUACAGUAACAGCCACAGCUCAGCCAUACAUGCCAGCCAUACAAGUUAGCCAUGCAGGCUAACUUGUAUGGCCAAGUUAUACAGUUACAGCCACAGCACAGUCACAUAGAACAGUCACAGCCGGCAGCCCACACAUACAGUAGCACCACAGCCCAGCCACAGUUCAAGCACAGUUCAGCCACAGCCCAGCCACAGUGCAACCACAGUUUAGCCACAGCCUAGCCCGCAUGCUACCGAUUGCCAACUGUCAAAUAGUUCGUGGUACAAACUAGUGUCAUCUGCACCAAACCAGUCAUACCAUUGGGAUUUGACCAAAACCUGUCAUCACGCACAAAUAAGCUCCAAGUUAGGCCAAGUCGUAGCGCUAACUGCAGUGAACACAGCUGCAGUCGACUUUAACCUAUUGCUAUGCCAAUGUCAUCUUAUUCGAGCAUGUUCAGCGAGCCGAGCGCUAGGAUGCGAGCCGCUGCUUUGGCGCGGUAUGUGUAGGCUGUUGCUCGAUGUAGGAAUUGUGAAUGUGAUGUGGCACGUGAUUUCUUAGAUUCAGCACGAUUAUUUUAGAUGUACUGCGAAUCAAGCAACUCAAGUUUUCCUAUAAGUGUUUUAAAAAAUGUUCUGGUGGAACUGAAUGGUGUCAUUGAGAAAGUCCUGUUCGUUGCUCCAGUAGGUAAUCUCGUGUGUUUUUUUUUGUGAAAGGGAGGGUGCUAGAUAUGGGCAUUGUGGAAUUCAGUGCAAGAGUUUGAGAUGUGCGGUUGUGGCAUUGUGGAAUUCAGUGCAAGAGUUUGAGAUGUGCGGUUGCUAUUUAUUGAUUUGUUUGAUGUGUGUGUGUGUGUGUGUGUUGUGUUUUCGUGCCCAAUAAGUAACAUCCGAAUGCCCUG